Molecule: messenger RNA, 1937 nt
Organism: Schistocerca nitens (vagrant locust)
Lineage: Eukaryota; Metazoa; Arthropoda; Insecta; Orthoptera; Acrididae
Product: zinc finger protein 271-like
Exons: 2
Cellular component (GO): nucleus
Source: RefSeq, a predicted model, not a curated record
UCUGCAAAAAGGUAUUUGCACGUCUGCAGGAUCUGAAGGAUCACACUCACAUGUGACGUGAUUUUUUGCAUUCCAGCAAUGUGUGCCACAAAACACUCACUUCCAGUUCUCAUGUGAAGAUGUCCUUGCGUGUGCACUCUGGAGAACGCCCCUACAGCUGUGGCGUUUGCAACAAGUCAUUUACACGUACUGUCCCCGUUGGCGUGGAGGGCAACAAAGGCACUGGUGCCAGUGGCUGUUUGGUUACCAAAGUUACCCUGCCUGGAGCAGCAGGCAAGGGUGCUAUCUGCAAAAAGACGUUCCCACAGCGGCAGCACCCGAAAGAUCAAAACCACGGGGACAGUCAUGAAUUUCCGCAUUCCUGUAAUGUGUGUCACAAGACAUUCACAAGGAGUAACUCUUUAAAGACACACUUCCGCCUGCACACUGGUGAGCGCCCAUACAGCUGUGACUUGUGUCACAAGAGAUUCAAGAGAAGCAGCAUUCUGAAGGAUCACAUACGUGUUCACACAGGUGACCGUCCCUGCACUUGUGGUGUGUGUGGCAAAUCAUUCAGUAAGGAUAGUGACCUGAGGAGACAUAUGACUGUGCACACUGGUGAACGACCAUACAGAUGUAGCAUUUGCAAGAAGACGUUUUCACAAAGUAGCACACUAAAGCACCAUUCAUUGCUGCACACUGGCGAGCGCCCGUUCAGCUGCGACAUUUGCAAAAAGACAUUCACACAAAGUACUCACCUGAAGCAGCAUUCACUGCUGCAUGCUAACGAUAGUCCCCACAGCUGCGAUUUGUGCCACAAGCGAUUCACAACCAGCAGCAUCCUGAAGGAUCACUUACGGGUGCACACAGGCGAGCGUCCCUUCACUUGUAACGUGUGCAGCAAAUCAUUCAGGAAAGAUGGUGACCUGAGAAGGCAUAUGAGUGUGCACACUGGUAAGCGCCCAUACGUCUGUAGCGUUUGCAAUAAGACAUUUGCACAAAGUAGCACACUCAAGCAUCACACAUUAUUGCACACAGGUGAGCGCCCAUACAGCUGUGACGUUUGUAACAAGACGUUCACUCAAAGUAGUACACUGAAUCAGCACAUGGGGUUGCACACUGGUGAGCGCCCGUACAGCUGUAACAUUUGCAAAAAGACUUUCACACUCCGUAGCACUCUGAAGCAACAUUUUCGGCUGCACACUGGCGAGCACCCAUACAGCUGUGGCAUUUGCAGCAAGACAUUCACACACAGAAGCUGCCUGAAGAGGCAUUCAGAGAAGCACAGUCAUUAAUGCCCAUAUAGCUGUAGUGUUUGCCAUAAGAGAUUCAAGGGCAUCAGUGUCCUGAAGGAGCAUUUACAUAUACACACUGGCAACUAAUCCUUCAGAUGUGGCAUGUGUGGCAAGUUAUACAGGUGUCGGAAGGAUGAGGCACAACACCUGGCAUGACUCGCUGAUUAACACCAGUAGAACUGUGGCAUUCAUGACAAGUUAUUGACACAAAAUGGUACACCUUCAAAUAACCAUGUAUCUGGGGUGUUCAUACAGGAAAAUCAGCUUAUUAGUUGUUGGUGAGUGUUCCACAUUGUAUGGCAGUGGUCCAUGAAACUUUUCAAAUCCUAACAUUUUGUCCAGUUGUAGUGAAUCUUGCCAACCAAAAGUAAGACUCAGUUUAAUCAGCAGCACAUCUGAAGAUGUCAAGUACUGCUGUGGACGAAACAUUGGGAAUGAGAAAGUUUCACGGACCGCUGCCACACAAUCAGGAAGAGGGUUCAGGAACUAAGCUAUCUAGUCAUUAGAGCUUUCAUUGUAAAAUCAUCAUAUUGCAGCAACUUGUUUCACAGGACAUUUGAGAGUAGCAGUCGCUUUAAAAUCUACAUAAAAUCACCCACAUGACAUUUUUGCUGUCAGACAUAAGUCUGACAAGAAAGAGGUCUUAGGGGAUAAUAUUUCAAC